UUGUUUCUACACGGGACCAAAUCGUGUUGCACCGGGUGUAACCAUUGAGCUAGCGUUAGGCUAGUUAGAUGUAGCUGGCUAGCUAUAGGUUCUUAUCGAUGUGCGCAGCUAUUUGAUCGACACAUUACAUGUGAAUAUCAUGGAAUGCUGAUGAAACUCUUUCGUGUUAAUUUUUUUAUACCAUCGCUCUGCUGUUGUCGGCGACGUCUCCGGUUAAAUUGUGUUCUUUAUUAGCUUGUCCCGUGUUGGUCAAUUAGCUAGCCAGCCUCUUAAGCUAGCUCGGCACAGCAGCGUAUGGGUGUCACAGUUAGCCGUGACUUCACCGGGUUUCUGGUUGCCUGAUCUCACAUUUCGGACACGUCAAGGUUCCUCAUACCCGUCUCCUGAUUUUGGGGGCUGUGAUGUCGGAGCCCAAAACCCCCACACCCACUCCUGCUGGUGACACAUACAAAGGAUGGGUGUUCAAGUGGACAAAUUACAUCAAGGGUUAUCAGCGGAGGUGGUUUGUCCUGAGCAAUGGGCUGUUGUCUUACUACAGGACCCAGGCAGAAAUGGGCCACACGUGUCGAGGCACGAUCAACCUGGCCACGGCGACCAUCACCGUGGACGACGCCUGCAACUUUGUCAUCUCAAACGGCGGCGCACAGACGUACCACCUGAAGGCCAGCUGCGAGGUGGAGCGUCAGCGCUGGAUCACUGCCCUGGAACUGGCCAAAGCUAAAGCGGCCCGAAUGCAGGCCGAGUCAGAUGACUCCGGAGACGACUUUUCUCCAUCGUCCACGCCGGCGGCGCCCGGACAAGGCGGUGCAUCCCAGAACUCAGAGGUCCAGUCUGCUCUGAGAACACUUGGCAGCAAGGUGGAGGAUCUCAGCACGUGUAACGACCUGAUCUCAAAGCACGGCUCUGCCCUCCAGAGGUCUUUAUCAGAGCUGGACAGUUUGCGUCUGACAGGAGAAGCUGGGGAUAAGAUUCGCCAAGUGACAGAGAGAGCAACGCUGUUCCGCAUCACCUCUAACGCCAUGAUCAAUGCAUGCAGAGACUUUCUCACGCUGGCUCAGGCUCACAGCAAACGAUGGCAGAAGGCCUUCCAAGCAGAACGAGAUCAGCGAGUGAGGCUGGAGGAGACUUUGGAGCAACUGGCCAAGCAGCACAACCACCUGGAGCGGGCAUUCAGAGGGGCUGCGCAAUCUAACGCUACUGCAGACAAUAAAAGUGCUGCCGGUCCAGGAAAAGGUGAGGCCAGCGACGAAGACGACGACAAUGAGUUCUUUGAUGCCAUGGAGGAAGCUCCUGAGUUCAUCACUGUGCCUGCGGACCCACAGUUCCACAAAAGAUCAAGCAGUAAUAUCAGUGGCUUCAACAGUGAAAUGUGUGCUGAUGAUCAAUCGCUCAAUGAGGAGCCUCUAGCGAUGAAUCCAGAAUCCCCCUCUCAGGAGUUAGUGCCCUUGAAGCAGAGGCGGACACGAAUCCCAGACAAACCCAACUACUCUCUGAACCUGUGGAGUAUCAUGAAGAACUGCAUCGGCAAAGAGCUGUCUAAGAUCCCCAUGCCUGUGAACUUCAACGAGCCCAUAUCCAUGCUCCAGCGGCUGUCUGAGGACCUCGAGUACCACGAGCUGCUGGACAAGGCCUCCAAGUGCCAGAGUUCCCUCGAGCAGAUGUGCUACGUGGCUGCCUUCUCCGUGUCCUCCUACUCCACCACCGUCCACCGCACCGGCAAGCCCUUCAACCCUCUGCUGGGGGAGACGUACGAGCUGGACAGACGAAGAGAGAGUGGCUACCGCUCCCUCUGUGAGCAGGUAAGUCACCACCCUCCUGCAGCAGCGCAUCAUGUGAUCUCCGAUCGGGGCUGGACUCUGAGGCAGGAAAUCACUGUCGCAAGCAAGUUCAGGGGCAAAUACCUCUCCAUCAUGCCCUUAGGCACAAUUCACGCCAUCUUCGAAAAAGGCAACAAUCACUACACAUGGAAGAAAGUUACCACCACAGUGCAUAACAUCAUUGUAGGGAAGCUGUGGAUCGAUCAGUCAGGAGAGAUCGACGUGGUGAACCACACCACUGGAGACCGAUGCCACUUGAAAUUUGCUCCUUACAGCUACUUCUCCAGAGACGUGGCUAGAAAGGUGACCGGAGUCGUAAUGGACAAGGAUGGCAAAGCCCACUAUGUGCUCUCGGGCACGUGGGACGAAAAGAUGGAGUUUUCUCGGGUCAUGCAGAGUAGCCGUGGAGGCGAGAACGGCACAGAGGGCAAACAGAAGACGGUCUAUCAAACUCUGAAAGCCAGAGAGGUGUGGAGGAGGAACCCGCUUCCGGAAGGAGCAGAGACCAUGUACUACUUCACUGCCUUGGCGCUGACCCUGAACGAGCUUGAGGAUGCUGUUGCGCCCACUGACAGCCGGCGCCGGCCCGACCAGCGCCUGAUGGAAGACGGCCGCUGGGAGGAGGCCAACGCCGAGAAGCAGCGGCUGGAGGAGAAGCAACGCAGCGCCCGGCGGGAGAGAGAGAGGGAAGCAGCCAGCCAACGCACCUCCAGCCAGUCAGAAGAAGCUGUCGAGGAAGACUCUCUUACUGAUCCCUCCUUAAAAAGCACACCUCACGAUAACCAUCAGGCACUUUGGUUCGAUCGCUGUGAGGACCGCAUCACAGGUGAGCAGAUCCAUAUCUAUAAGGGAGGCUACUGGGAAACCAAGGAUCGGGGCAGCUGGGAAGACUUGCCUGACAUAUUUUGACCUCAGCACUGACUGCAAGGUGCACUAAAGAGACUGAUCCCAUCAAAAGCUGCCUGGUGGAGAGCUUCCACCAAAGGCCGGCUCGUCACCCUCUGUCCCGCUCUUCCUCCUCCAGCGGCUCUCUGUUCUAAGAGAUCUCCAGGACGGUCAACCGCCGUCUGCUACGUGGAGGGGAGGGGCUUCUCUCAUCUGGUUUUGGUUCCUGUUUCCUUGUUGCUGUCACAUAUCCGAUGGGACUGGUUUGUAAACACCUAUGCUGCUUUGACUCGGGUCAGAGAAGGAGGUAAAAUGGGCAGAGCUUCACAGAUCUACAGUAGCCACUCUGUUCAGUCUCUCAGAUCAGGAUCAGAUGAAGUUUUUACGCCUGAUAACACCCUGUUAGAUAAUUUAGUGUUCCUAUUGUCAUCCACAGCAUUGUGUGCUUUGGUUGUAACUCUUAAAAAAAGGGGUAAGACCUGGUUAAUAUAUACAUUAUAUAUAGAUAUGAUUAGAAUAAUUUCAUUUAACUGUCGACUGGUGGCCUUCAAGAACUUAGCGAGGAUUUCUUGUUUUUUUCUCUCUGAUUUAGUGUCUUAAUGUAAUGAAGUGAAGGUUCUAGUGUGCUUGUGUAUGAUGCAUAUCCGCUCUUCCAUCACUUUAAAACUCUGCCACUGUGCGGUAUACUGUGUUUAAAAAAAAAAAACAACUAAACAAAUGAUUGUUGAAAUAAUGGUUGAACCUCCACAAUGUUCUUUUUUUUAUGUAGUUAGAGGAGAUUAGUUUUUUUCCUUUACACCCGUUCUCUUCGCCUUAGAAACGAGCGAGCUGCUCACACUUGUAAUCACAUCAGUCGGUUUGACACAGACGGAAACGGCUGGUUUCUUGUACAAAGAAUCAAACCUUGAGGAAAAACAUGGGGGAAAAUAAAGGCAGCGCUGCAAAAUGCCAAAAAAAGAAAAAAACGAAGCUUGUUCCAAUUCAGAGAAAUUCCUAAAUGAAGACAGUUUGAAUCUGUGAAUGAAAUCAGCUGUUUUGCAGGAUUGGAAUAAUGUGGAGUCAUUUUACAUAAGAAGUGAUGAGAAUAAGAACAGCUUUCUGAAACGUUUGAUUCAUUGUGUUGAGAGUAACACAUACAAAUGAGCAAAGAAACAAGUGUUCAUACAUAUGCAAGUACAUUUUGACACCAAAAACAUGGAAUAUAAUGUGUGCGUGUGUGUGCGUGUGUUUGUGUGAGAUUUCAUAAUUUUUUUGUUUGUAAGUGUACUUAAAAAUGAAGAAUAAAGAAACAAAGACACAUUGCAAAUAACUAUGAUUUUAUAAAUGUAUAGAAAUUCAUAUUAUAGUAUUGAUAACUGUAAGGUAGGUUUCUUUAUUUUCGGGUUCCUCUCAUGUAAUCGGAGGAUUUUCUUCAUUUUCUGAAAAAAAAGGGAGUUUCCAUACCUAACUGAGAGGGGAGACAUGACAUUGUUCAGUAUUUUGUAUUAACAAAAAAUAAAUCUGUAAUAAACAAAUGCUGUGAUGUCAAACAAAA
This is a messenger RNA of Notolabrus celidotus (New Zealand spotty), 4236 nucleotides long. RefSeq names its product oxysterol-binding protein 1-like. NCBI's taxonomy places the organism in Eukaryota, Metazoa, Chordata, Actinopteri, Labriformes, Labridae. Gene Ontology annotation, cellular component: membrane; cytosol; intracellular membrane-bounded organelle. The transcript has 17 exons. The coding region runs from base 402 to 2726 and encodes 774 amino acids. Gene Ontology annotation, molecular function: sterol binding. The record is from RefSeq and is a predicted model, not a curated record.